Molecule: messenger RNA, 2052 nt
Organism: Hevea brasiliensis (rubber tree)
Lineage: Eukaryota; Viridiplantae; Streptophyta; Magnoliopsida; Malpighiales; Euphorbiaceae
Product: SNF1-related protein kinase regulatory subunit gamma-1
Exons: 6
Coding region: 292-1575 (427 amino acids)
Source: RefSeq, a predicted model, not a curated record
GUCAACUCCUUUGAUUACUCCACUCCAUCAUCAACGAUGCACCCUCCCAACGAUACCUUUUCCCUUCCUUAACUCCCACGUGUCCCCUGUAUUACAAGUAUUCCAUUUGGACGGCUGAUGAAGAAUGAGAAGCGCGAUAUCUGUUGCAGAGGAUAAUGGAAAAAAGAAGUGGAAUUGUUUAAGGAAAGAAGAUCUUCCUCUUUAUUUAUUUUUGUCAGCUUCAAGGCUUGCUACUGAUAAUGUGAUCGCUUGCGCGAAGGAACACUUUGAAGAGGGAGAGAGUCAGUGAACAUGGCGACGGUGCAGUUGGUGAGAGAGAGUGAGGUGGCGGAGACGCUGGAGACGAGUCCAAGGAGUCCUGAGGCCAAACUCGGAAUGAAAGUGGAGGAUUUAUGGGAUGUGCAGGAGCCGCAGUUGAGUGCAACUGAGAAGCUUAACGCUUGCUUCGAGAGUAUCCCUGUUUCUGCCUUCCCUUCUGGAACUUCAUCUCAAGUGGUCGAAAUCAAAUCAGACACAAGUCUAGCAGAGGCAGUGAAAAUACUAGCGGAUAACAAAAUAUUAAGCGCGCCGGUUUUGGAUGUUGAUGCACCUGAGGAUGCUACUUGGAUGGACAGAUACAUCGGCGUUGUUGAGUUUUCUGGAAUUGCUAUCUGGAUUUUGCAUCAGUCAGAACCUCCAUCUCCUAGGAGUCAAAGCUUUGACACAGCUCUUGCAGUGGCGGCUAAUGGGUUGACUAAUGCUGCAGGACUUGGGACCUUAGGCCCUGAAGAUGCCUCAGCAACUUCUGGAAACUUUUUUGAGGCUUUGACUUCUUCUGAAUUCUAUAAAAAUAUGAAGGUUCGAGACAUCUCUGGAUCAUUCCGGUGGGUGCCAUUUCUUGCUUUACAGCAAUCGAACUCCUUUUUGACGAUGCUCUUGUUGCUUUCAAAAUACAAAAUGAAGAGUGUUCCUGUGAUUGCUCUGGGUGAUGGGAAGAUUGAUAGCAUAAUCACGCAAUCUGCUGUUAUUCACAUGCUAGCGGAAUGUGCUGGGCUUCAAUGGUUUGAGAGCUGGGGAACCAAGAAACUUUCAGAAAUUGGUCUUCCUUCCAUGUCCCAUAAUCAUAUUAUCAAGGUGUAUGAGGAAGAACCGGUUCUCCAAGCAUUUAAGCUGAUGAGAAAAAAGAGAAUUGGAGCAGUACCUGUUGUUGAAAGUGACGGUAGAAAGGCAGUGGGCAAUAUAAGUCUAAGAGAUGUUCAUUUCCUGUUAACUGCACCAGAGAUCUACCGUGAUUAUAGGUCUAUAACUGCAAAGAACUUUUUGACGGCAGUUAGAAGCUACUUGAAGGAGCAUCACGAGACCUCGCCGAUGUUGAGUGGCAUGAUUACGUGCACAAAAGACCACACAAUUAAAGAAUUGAUUCUAAAACUUGAUUCUGAAAAAAUUCAUCGAAUAUACGUUGUGGAUGAUGCUGGAAAUCUGGAAGGAGUGAUUACACUGAGAGACGUCAUCUCAAGGCUUGUACAUGAACCUCCUGGCUACUUUGGUGAUUUCUUUGAUGGAGUGCUGCCAUGGCCCCAAAACAGUAGAGUUUAAGAGGUGUUGAUAUUGAUGAUCUGGACAUUCCCUAAGGAUUGACCAUUUUCAGAUGACAUCUGCUGAUCUUCGUUGCAUUGUUUGAUAGCGAGAAAAUGCAGUGACUGUGACAUAGUUGAGUGCCCAUGUAAAUAGUUUCUUCUACUUUGAUGGGGUUCCCAUUUCUGUGCAUCUUGAUGUAUCUAUCUAGGAAUUGAAUGUGAGCUCCAUGUCGUGGUCAUUAAUUCAAAUCAAGUAGAAGGGUAGGACUUCUCCAUCCUAUGUUCAUCAGAUCAAAUGCUGAGUUGGCAAGGUGGAAAGAGUAAAUUGUGUUCUAUUUCUAAUAUAGUAUGUCAUAUGCUUUUGGAUUGUGUGUUUGUGAUUCAGUGAUUGUGACCGUUCAUAUGCUUUGAAAGAAGAAAAACAUGUAUCUCACCACGUAGUCUUUUGUUAUUUAUGAGAACAAGAGUAGUGAAGCUCCUAUUUUUCUUGGAAUAA